Messenger RNA from Ylistrum balloti, 1545 nucleotides. Its product is annotated as cadherin EGF LAG seven-pass G-type receptor 2-like. Gene Ontology annotation, biological process: homophilic cell-cell adhesion. The record is from RefSeq and is a predicted model, not a curated record. Bases 1 to 1545 code for a protein of 514 amino acids. NCBI's taxonomy places the organism in Eukaryota, Metazoa, Mollusca, Bivalvia, Pectinida, Pectinidae. The transcript has 12 exons. Gene Ontology annotation, molecular function: cadherin binding; calcium ion binding. Gene Ontology annotation, cellular component: catenin complex; plasma membrane.
AUGCCUAAUGUUACAAAUUACCACUUAUCAUACUCUCUAGUCAUACCUACCGACAUUGUCUUACUUGACCGGGAUUCGGGAAUGCUUAAACUCAAUACUGAACUAGAUCGAGAGAAAAAUGAAUGGCACUACUUUGCCGUUCAAGUGACGGACGGGAAAACUCCAGAGAGAACUGCUUUUGCAAUGGUCAACAUUCACGUAACUGACGUCAAUGAUAAUUCGCCACAAUUCCAGAAACUAUCACACGUCAUUUAUGUAAUGGAGGACACCUAUGCCAUGUCAGACAUUGGAACUUUUAAUGCAACUGACAAGGACGCCGGAAACAAUGCUACAAUACAAUACAGUCUAUAUAACUAUACAGGUCACGUUUUUAGUAUAAAUAGCUCGACGGGUCAUCUUACGAUUAACGGGACACUUGAUCGUGAGGAAAACUCAUACGUCGACCUGAUUGUGCAGGCUGAAGACGAAGGGACACCACCUCUCAGCGCUACGGCCUUCGUUAGAGUGGAGAUACAGGAUGCCAACGACCACUCGCCACAAUUCCAACGGAACAAUUACAUGUGUUCUGUGGAAGAGAACGCGCCUUACCUUCAGAUCUGUAACGUAACAGCAACGGAUGACGACAUGGGUGAUAACGGAACGAUUGUAUACAGUAUACAAGAUAGCAACAUUCCCUUCUACAUCGAUCCUAUCGACGGCCCGACUAAUACCUUCUGCAUUGGUAAUAACACUGGUGAGAUAUCUCUAUGUAAGUCGAUGGUGGACUCUCAGAAGCCCACAUACGUGCUGACGGUGAAGGCAGAGGACGCCAAUUUGACAGACACGGCAGUAGUCGUCAUUCAGAUGAGGAAUGAACCUGCCAGCUUCAGCCAAAAUAUAUUUAGCGCCGAUAUAAUGGAAAACGGUCCUGGUGGGAUGUUCUUAGAUCUAAAUACUACUGAGGAGUUGUCUGGAAUUCCAGUCCACUAUACCCUUAUCUCAGUUCAACCACCAGAGACGGCAUUUAAUGUGAAUGAAAUGACAGGAGAAGUUUACUGUUCUGAAAGUCUUGACAGAGAACGGGAGAACACCUACACUCUACACGUGUCUGCAGAGGUCAUACGCAGUGGUCAGAGAUCAAAACGAUCAAUCGAUGACUCCCUUGGUCAGGUCGAAGUAAUUGUCAACGUUGGGGACGUGAAUGACAACCCUCCCCGCUUCCCUACAGAUACUAAGACUGUGUACAGAGUACCAAAAAGUCUGCAACUAGCAGCGAAAGUGGCAGAACUACAGGCCAUUGACCCUGACGAAAACAGCACUAUUUCUUACCGUCUUGAAAAUAACUCCAAACUUCCAUUCUUCCUGGACGGCAACGCAAGGUUACGCUUGAAAAGCACAUUGGAGUCAGACUCGUACCAUCUAACUGUGUCAGUGACUGAUGAGGACGGUCUCUUUUCAGACAUUAACAUCACGAUUAUAACAAUACCUGAUGAGGACAGACUUACCUAUGUGAUUCCGAUGAGCACUCAAGAAUUUGAAAAAACGGAAAAGGCGCUGAUUGCGUAA